AUGAGCUUGCAUAGCCUAGUACUAGUUCGAGGAAGACAAAGGAUGUCACUGCCUUUUGCUGUGCUGGUGGUCCUGGUGGCGCUCCUGGCAGGCUCACUAUACGCUGCAGCUGAGGCUGACCCUUACAAAAUCCUUGGGGUAACGAGAAGCGCCAGCCAGGCUGAGAUCAAGAAGGUCUACAAACGCCUUGCAAAAGAAUGGCACCCCGACAAAAACAAAAGCCCAGAGGCAGAGGACAUGUUCAUCAAGAUCACAAAGUCUUAUGAGAUCCUAUCCAGCGAGGAGAAGCGCUCCACCUACGACCGAUACGGACAGACGGAUGACACCCAGCCCUACGGCCAGUACCGCCAUCGCCACAGCCACUUUGACUUUGACGAGGCCUUCUUCAACUUCCCAUUCAACAAGAACAGCCGGGACUUCGCCGACGGCAAGUAUGCACUACACUUCGACCAGUACGUGAACAACGUGGUACCUGGCAGCUUCAAGAGGCCCUACCUGGUCAAGAUUACCUCAGACUGGUGCUUCAGCUGCAUCCACAUCGAGCCCGUCUGGAAGGAGGUGGUGCAGGAGAUGGAGACGCUAGGCGUGGGCAUUGGCGUGGUGGACGUGGGCUAUGAGAGGCGUUUGGCUAACUACCUUGGAGCCCACCGCACGCCUUCCAUACUGGGGGUCAUCAACGGCAAGGUCACGUUCUUCCAUUACGCCGUGGCCAAGGAGCUCCUCAAGCAGUUUGUGGAGGACCUGCUUCCACAGAGGCUAGUGGAGAAGGUCACUGAUAAGAACCAGCUAGAAUUCCUAAACAGCUGGCAAGAGAUCAACAAGCCACAUGUGCUCCUUUUUGACCAAGUGCCUGCAGUCCCUCUACUGUUUAAGCUGACAGCAUUUGCCUACAAAGACUACCUGCAGUUCGGCUACGUUGACCAGGGCAUCUCAGACACGGCCGAUCUGCUGAAACAGUUCAACAUCAACACCUACGCCCCCACAAUGUUGGUCUUUAAAGAGAACAUAGACAAGCCAGCGGACAUCAUACAGGCCAAGGGAAUGAAAAAGCAGAUCAUUGAUGAGUUCAUGUCCAACAAUAAAUUCCUCCUGGUUCCACGCUUGGUCAACCAGAAGCUCUUCGAUGAGCUCUGUCCUGUGAAACAGUUCCACCGACGCAGAAAGUACUGUGUGCUGCUGUUGACCAGCGACGAGGAGUCCUUCUCUCCCGGGAACCAGGCCUUCCUGUCCUUCGCCUCCACCAACACAAGGGAGGUGCUGCGCUUCGCCUACGUCUACCAGAGGCAUCAGCAGCCCCUGUGUGACGUCCUGACGCAGAGCAAGGAGACACCCUGGUUCUCACAGGUGGUGAUCCUGGAGAGGCGCAACGCUGCAGGGAAGACCCUGUACAAGCCGGUGACGGCGUGGAAUGGCAGCGAGGAGGACCAGCAGGCGCUGGUGGACGAGCUGGACCGCCUCCACAAGGACCCGUCCAUCCUCAACUACGACGCAACGCUGCCCCAGCUCAAUAACGAGUUUGCAUCGAUGUUUAUUAUCCGAUGGGUCUACUCUUCCUAUGAUUAUCUAACGGAAGUCGUGGAUGAUAUUUUGCAUAAUAACUGGCGAGAGAUGAUGCCCCUUGUGUCUUUGAUCUUUUCCGCCCUGUUCAUCUUGUUUGGAACUGUGGUCAUCCAGGCUUUUAGCGACUCGAGUGAGGACAAGCAGACCAAACCUAAAGGAAAGGACGGACUAAAAGCAGAAAACGGCUCCCCGGGAGGUGCAUCCAGGCCUCCUAAAAAGAGUUUUGUGGAGGUGACGGAGCUAACAGACAUCACGUACACCAGUAACCUCGUGAGGCUGAGACCAGGACACAUGAACGUGGUGCUGGUCCUCACACACGCCUCUAAGAACAUUCUCCUCAGCAAGUUUGCCAAAGAGGUGUACUCCUUCACGGGGAGCGUGACGCUGCACUUCUCCUUCCUGAACAUGGACAAGCACAGCGAGUGGAUGCACUCCCUGCUGGAGUAUGCACAGGACGCCCUGCGGCACGACGCCCACGACGACCACCAGGCGGCCAACCGCAGGGCGGACUACACCGGCUACGUGAUGGCGCUCAACGGCCACAAGAAGUACCUGUGCCUCUUCAGGCCCGUGUACACUGGCGAAGACCCCGACGCCAAGUCUUCCGAGGACGAAUCGGGAGCGGGAACGGGAACGGGCGGGGGGGCGACGGCGUCCAGCAGGUCGAGGCCCGGUUCCCGCGACGACCACCCGCCACCGCGCAAGUCCUACCGCUCGCGCUCCGUGUCCACCCUGCAGAUCCACCACAAACUGGACCGGCUGGGGCUGUGGAUGGAGAGGCUGAUGGAGGGGACCCUGCCUCGCUACUACGUCCCCGCCUGGCCCGGACUGGACAAGAUCACCCCUGGGAAGUAGGACCGGGCACAUCAUCCUCAUCCUCUUCAACGCCCUUUUCCGCCCUGACGCUGAAGAGGUCCGCCUCACGUUGGGUAGGAGUAAAGCCUCCAAGAGGGUCUUUGGUUCCGUUUUGUACUUUGAAUGACCGAUUUAUUUAUUUAUUCCGACCUACUUACGUGCUUUGAAACUGCGGUUGGUUAAAUGUUGAACGUACAAAUACUGUGGGACAAGUACACGCAAAGCAUGCUACUAGAUCUCACCAGUUUUGUUGUUUUGGUACUUAUUAUUUAUACUUAUUUACACUUUUUAGGUCAAUGCUGCUGCUAUAGCCUUUAAAACCAGAAAACAAAUCACUGUGGUCAACUCGUUGUAUUUGCCUCCAUAAUGAUUACAUUACAUCAUAAAAACAUAUUACAUAAUAUCAUAAUCAAAACAAAUAUUAUAGGCAAGAUUUUCUAUCUGUCUUAGUCUUGAAUGAAGAAAACUGUGAAUGGAGAUGCAUGUCUCUUGCACUAGCCUUUUUGCAUUUUUUUGGCAUUUCUUUGAUCAGAUUUCCUGAAUGCGGAUUUUCCCUGCCUGUGCAAUAUAGCGGUUGCUGUUAACGACAAUGCCUUCAUAUUACCCUAGGCUUGGCAUUAUCGAUGAUCAUCCUGAUGGAUCACAAAAAAUGGACAAUAUGUAGACAGUGUUUCGUCUGUUUUGUUAAGUAGAAGCUAUGACAUGAAAUGAUGACUAAUGGCACUGGCCGUGCAUUUCAUUGUCGCAAAACUUUUCAAAGUCUUCGAUAAUCUGGCAUGUACAAACACGUUCAUGUUAAAUGAAUUAGGCAAAGAAAACAUUCAUUUUUUGUGUGCUCUUGCAAAUGUGUACCCCUAUAAUGUCGUUAUUGUCAAUACUGUGAACUGUAGAUAUUGUACAUAUUUAUCAAACCUAUAGAUCGGUAUUUUAAAGGGAAAAAAAAUCUGUGAUAUGAAAGAUCAGUUCAUGUUUUACAUGGAUUUAUUAUCAAGAUGUGGUUAUUGUUUUAUAGUGCCCAUAAACAUUGUCUUUUGGUAUUAUAACUAUUAAAUGAAAUGUAAAAGGCAUCGAUGAGUUUAAUUUGAUUAGUCUCAGAUUGUGCAUAUAUUCUCUUGCUGGUCAUAAGCAAUGCUUUCUAAUUUUACAUUUAUGAUUUAGUGAAAAGGUAUUUAUUCCACAAAAAUCUCACACCUUCACACUUCACAUUGAAAUUUGUGUUGAUUUGAUGAAAUGUAGAAGAAGGAUUCAGAAUGUAUUAUUUUGGGUAAUAUUUAGUUUUCGGCAGCACACACAUCAUUUCAAAAAGCAAAUUUGCGGCAGUCAGCGCUGUAUUUCCUGUUGAACAAACAUGCAUACAAACACAAAUAAAUAUCAGUUUAUUUCAUGGAA
Gadus macrocephalus (Pacific cod) is the source of this 3804-nucleotide messenger RNA. It is a transcript of the gene dnajc16, whose product is annotated as DnaJ (Hsp40) homolog, subfamily C, member 16. The record is from RefSeq and is a predicted model, not a curated record. Bases 1 to 2415 code for a protein of 804 amino acids. Lineage: Eukaryota; Metazoa; Chordata; Actinopteri; Gadiformes; Gadidae. The transcript has 15 exons.